This is a messenger RNA of Serinus canaria (Common canary), 2550 nucleotides long. RefSeq names its product glucosamine (UDP-N-acetyl)-2-epimerase/N-acetylmannosamine kinase (gene GNE). The coding region runs from base 131 to 2299 and encodes 722 amino acids. Lineage: Eukaryota; Metazoa; Chordata; Aves; Passeriformes; Fringillidae. The record is from RefSeq and is a predicted model, not a curated record. Gene Ontology annotation, molecular function: UDP-N-acetylglucosamine 2-epimerase activity; hydrolase activity, hydrolyzing O-glycosyl compounds; N-acylmannosamine kinase activity. The transcript is spliced from 12 exons. Gene Ontology annotation, biological process: UDP-N-acetylglucosamine metabolic process.
UGCGCUCACUUCCUGCGGGGGCGGGGCUUGCUGCCUGCGGAUCCCAGCGCUCCGGCGCCGCGCCGCGCUCCUGGCGCAGGACAAGGAGGUGUACUUCAAGAAUCUUUCAAAACAGAAGCAAAAGGAAGUCAUGGAGAAGAAUGGAAACAACCACAAACUUCGUGUUUGUGUUGCUACUUGCAACCGUGCUGAUUAUUCAAAAUUAGCUCCCAUUAUGUUUGGUAUUAAGGCAGAACCACAGUUUUUUGAGCUUGAUGUCGUAGUGCUUGGUUCCCACCUGAUUGAUGAUUAUGGUAACACCUAUCGUAUGAUUGAGCAAGAUGACUUUGAUAUUCAUACAAGAUUGCACACCAUUGUGAGAGGGGAGGAUGAGGCAGCUAUGGUGGAGUCGGUGGGCCUUGCAUUGGUCAAGUUACCUGAUGUCCUCAACCGCCUGAAACCUGACAUAAUGAUAGUUCAUGGGGACAGAUUCGAUGCUUUGGCCCUGGCCACAUCUGCAGCCCUGAUGAACAUCCGCAUUCUUCACAUUGAAGGUGGGGAAGUCAGCGGGACCAUCGAUGACUCCAUCAGACAUGCCAUAACCAAACUGGCCCAUUACCACGUGUGCUGCACGAGGAGUGCAGAGCAGCACUUGAUAGCCAUGUGUGAAGACCACGACCGCAUCCUUUUAGCAGGCUGCCCCUCAUAUGACAAGCUUCUCUCCGCCAAAAACAAGGACUACAUGAGUAUUAUUAGCAUGUGGCUAGGUGAAGAUGUCAAAACCAGAGAUUAUAUAGUUGCUCUGCAGCAUCCUGUAACUACAGAUAUUAAGCAUUCCAUAAAAAUGUUUGAGCUGACACUAGAUGCACUUAUCUCCUUCAACAAGAGAACACUUGUUCUAUUCCCUAAUGUGGAUGCAGGAAGCAAAGAGAUGGUUCGUGUGAUGAGGAAGAAGGGCAUUGAACACCAUCCCAAUUUUCGGGCAGUAAAGCAUGUGCCAUUUGACCAGUUCAUUCAGCUAGUUGCUCACGCUGGUUGUAUGAUUGGUAACAGCAGCUGCGGUGUCAGAGAGGUGGGAGCGUUUGGCACACCUGUCAUCAACCUGGGGACACGGCAGACAGGAAGAGAAACAGGUGAAAAUGUUCUUCAUGUUCGUGAUGCUGAUACACAGGAUAAGAUUCUUCAUGCUCUCCAGCUGCAGUUUGGGAAGCAAUAUCCAUGUUCAAAGAUAUAUGGAGAUGGUAAUGCUGUUCCAAGGAUUUUGAAAUUCCUUAAAUCUAUUGACCUCAAAGAACCAUUGCAAAAGAAAUUCUGUUUUCCUCCUGUCAAAGAUAAUAUCUCUCAAGAUAUUGACCAUAUUCUAGAGACACAGAGUGCUCUGGCAGUGGAUCUAGGCGGUACAAAUCUCCGAGUAGCAAUCGUCAGUAUGAAGGGUGAAAUAGUUAAGAAGUAUACCCAGCUGAACCCUAAAACCUAUGAAGACAGGCUAGCAUUAAUUCUAAAGAUGUGUGUAGAGGCUGCAUCAGAGGCAGUAAAUGUAAACUGCAGAAUUUUGGGAGUAGGUAUUUCCACAGGUGGACGGGUAAACCCUCGAGAAGGAAUUGUGCUUCACUCUACAAAACUCAUUCAGGAGUGGAGCUCUGUGGAUCUCAGAACUCCUAUAUCUGAUGCUUUGCACCUGCCAGUCUGGGUGGACAAUGAUGGAAACUGUGCUGCACUAGCAGAGAGAAAAUUUGGUCAUGGAAAAGGAAUAGAAAAUUUUGUAACACUGAUUACUGGUACAGGAAUUGGAGGUGGUAUCGUUCAUCAACACGAAUUGAUCCACGGCAGUUCUUUCUGUGCUGCUGAGCUCGGGCAUAUUGUCGUAUCCUUGGAGGGACCAGAGUGCCUGUGUGGCAGCCAAGGAUGUAUAGAAGCAUAUGCCUCAGGAAUAGCGUUACAGAGAGAAGCUAAGAAACUGCAUGAUGAUGAUCUGCUUUUAGUAGAAGGAAUGUCAAUGAAGGAGGAGGAGAUUGUUAGUGCUGCACACCUUAUUCAAGCAGCUAAACUUGGGAAUACAAAAGCAGAGAGCAUUCUCAGAACAGCUGGGACGGCGUUGGGCCUUGGCGUUGUGAACAUCCUACACACCGUGAACCCGUCUCUUGUGAUCCUUUCUGGAGUUCUGGCUAACCACUAUGUUAAUGCUGUCAAAGAUGUCAUAAAUCGACAGGCGCUGUCCUCUGUUAAAACAGUGGAUGUGGUGGUCUCAAAUCUAGCAGAUCCUGCUCUUCUUGGAGCUGCCAGCCUGGUACUGGAUUAUACUACACGUAGAAUAUACUAAAGAAUUACAGAAGAAUUGGAGAAUUGGACUAUUCAAAUUCCUGAUGGGUGGAGGGAAUACUUUGCCCCAAACUUUGCUUUGAUGACAGCAGCUAAUGAAUCAAAGUAGUGUUCUGAGUAGUUAGUGACUACUGUAGCAUUUCCUAAUUGAGGUAUUAUCUUUUUGUAUUUUUCCUAAAUUUCAGCUGACUUCAUUGGAAGUAAUGUGCAAUUCUGGUUUUUAAGCACCUCUGUUGUUAAGCCUAUACAUUA